AUGAAGGGUGAGACAGAUGCCACUGUUAUUAAAAAUUUUAACAACGAGGCGACUUCGAUAUCGACCAAACUCGGUCACAGUAUUUGUAAACUUUGUUUUGAUGUGAUAAAAAUGUCCGAAGUGUCUUUAAAUGAUGAUUAUUCCGAGGGAGGAGUGAAGAGUGGCUCAGUGAAGAGCGAAUCCGACAGUUUUCUUGAUGAUGACUCUGAGCCAGGGUCUGCACUGGCGCGACAGCUGCUGGACGCCCUGACGCCGGCCGCGCUGAGCAAACUGCGCCGAGCCUUCCGCAAGACCAAGGAACGCUCGCAAUCACAGGAUAUUGACAGACGCGUCGAAGAGGUGAUGCGGCUAGCAGCAGCUGAAGAAGGCAUCGAGUUCGCCCCAACAGCUCCUCACACCUCGCUGGCUCUCUCCCUUGACCGGGAGGGGUUCAUACUGGCUAUUAACAAUAUCUUCGGACGGCACAGGUAUGAGCCGCACGCCAACGCUCUGUUCAAUUCGCUGGACGCCUGGGGCGCUGGCCGCGUCUGGUGGCGCCAGCUUUUGGCGCAUCUGUUGGUCACGGCACCACCCAGAUGGACGCCGCUGAAGGACGUCACUGUGAAGAAGCUGCAACAUUGCAAGCGCGAAACGAUAGUGAAGUUUGUAACCAUCGAGACGAACGAGUCGUUCUGCUACGCUGCGGUAUCACGAGGUGGACGUGUCGGCCUCUACGACGGUCGGCUCAAGCUGUUGCAGUCCUACGAGGUAUUCUACGAUCGGACCGGAGUGCGCAAACGCGUCAAAAACUGCUGGAUAACUGACGCUAUCUACAUGAGCGACUCUCUAAGCUUCCUUCUUGCCGCCUCCGACCGCAGCCUCGCGGUCUACGACGCGUCCACUCUCGCGCAUGCUCUUCGAUACUGCAUUACAGGAUUACCGCAUAUCCCUACGUGCGUUGCGUACUUACGAUCUUCCUUGUGUUCCUACGCUGAGCUCGCUCUGGGCACGGCGCGCGGCGACAUCGUGCGCGUGCGAUUUCGACACGCACUGCCCGCCGCUGACACCGCCACCAUCUACUUUUGGAGGGAGCUGUCAUCCCCACCCUACACCAGCUAUAUCAGCAUUACAACAUGGCGACGGGUCCACGUACGCGCCGUGCGACGUCUCGGUUAUUCUGGGAACGUCGUGUGGUCCUGCUCACACGACAGUGAUGUGAGCGUGAGGGCACGCCAUAUGCCAGGGAAACUUGACGACUACGUGUUUAAAGUGCAGAGGGGCGUGAGCUGCUUCCAUGUGGUACCCGCCUUGCACAUGCUGGCAACAGGCAGUGCUGACGGAACAGUCCGUCUCUGGGAUAUGACGCAGUCCAGCCCUUUCGCAAAGCUGCCGGCGCCGGCGCGUGCAGCCGUGCUGGAUGUCAAAGUAAUCGCAGACAUGGAGGUGGUCAUCGCAUUCUGUAGCAACUGCUGGCUGCACAUCUGGGACCUGAACGAAGAGAGCCUACUGCAGACAAUAAAGAUCAAGUUCCCAUUCCUCGGGGUCCUAGGGAAGAAGGUUGAGUUCGGAGCCUACUGCAUCCACCCUGGUCCAGCACUUAAGAAGACGGUAGCAGCGGAGUCUCCAAGCACCUCAAGAGGGUCUAGCGUGGCGCGCGGCAGCUCCGGGGGCCUGCAACUGUUAGAGGAAGAGGACGAAGAAAUCAAGGAUAUGAGAGACGUAGAGUACUCCCUGUCCCACCGCGCCGCGAUACUUGUGACGUGCUGCGACUACGUCUGCACUGUCCCCCUGGCAGAAUCCACAGAGCCCCGCCCUGCUCCGGGGGACACUUUGCAAGCCCGCCGUCCGCACGCGUGGGAUGUCCCCUUGUCAUCUACAGCCACUUCUACACCUCGGCACCACUCUCUGGGACCUUCAAAAUCUCUUCAGUAUUCACACACGCCACGAUCACGGACCCCUACGCCCCUAGGGGCCCACACGCCGCGGUCUCGAACUCCCAGGCUUCUAGGGGCCCACACGCCGCGGUCUCGGACUCCAAGGCCUCUCGAGGCCCAAACCCCACGGUCGCCAUCGCGGACGCCAUUUGACAAGCUCCCUGAAUUGCCUGCGAAAUUGCCAAUCGAAGAUCUUGAUCUGGAGAAAUUGUUGGAAAAUGCGGGCUUACAGGGUAUCCUCGAGAAAGAUUUCGUGUUGAUGAAGGGACUGAAGCACGAUUUGAACAUGAAACUAGCUGAAAUGGAAGCCAACAGGGAAGCAAUGGCGUCGGCCGUGGCCGCCGGUGCGCCCUACCUUGCGCUUCGCACCUACGAGAUGGAGCCACUGGCACCUAUCGAUGAGAUGACAGACGCGUAUGCACGCGCGAUGAGGUUGUUUCCACCGUCGAGCACGAUGGGCACUCCAACGGGCAGCACAGGUUCGACUCCCCGUCGGGCCCGUAGCCGGACCAGCACCAAUGUAUGA
Cydia strobilella is the source of this 2439-nucleotide messenger RNA. RefSeq lists its product as uncharacterized. The record is from RefSeq and is a predicted model, not a curated record. Lineage: Eukaryota; Metazoa; Arthropoda; Insecta; Lepidoptera; Tortricidae. Bases 1 to 2439 code for a protein of 812 amino acids. Gene Ontology annotation, molecular function: protein binding. The transcript has 19 exons.